Medicago truncatula (barrel medic) is the source of this 1595-nucleotide messenger RNA. Its product is annotated as solute carrier family 25 member 44. Gene Ontology annotation, biological process: transmembrane transport. Bases 212 to 1156 code for a protein of 314 amino acids. The transcript has 6 exons. The record is from RefSeq and is a predicted model, not a curated record. NCBI's taxonomy places the organism in Eukaryota, Viridiplantae, Streptophyta, Magnoliopsida, Fabales, Fabaceae.
CCACAUAACUAAAAAAGAAUUGAAAUUAGUCAAACAUUGUAAAAAAACAUUUUGCAAACGUUUUCCUUCCCAGAACACCGCGUAGGCGCAGCCUUUUGUUGAUUCCACAAAAACAAAACACAACGUUGUUAAACUUAACCAAUCAUAAUCAUUUCCACAUUUCAAAUUGGAUGAUAUUUCUGUUCUGAUAACAAAUUGUUUGAUCAAUCCAAUGGCCCAAUCUUUUGGACAAACCGAGAUUAAUUGGGACAAGCUAGAUAAAACUAAGUUCUAUGUCGUUGGAGCUGGACUCUUUACUGGUGUUACGGUUGCACUUUACCCGGUUUCAGUUGUGAAAACUAGGCUGCAGGUUGCAACCAAGGGUGCUGCAGAGAGAAAUGCCUAUUCAGUUGCAAAAGGACUACUUAAAACAGAUGGCAUCCCUGGUUUGUAUAGAGGGUUUGGCACGGUUAUCUUUGGUGCAAUACCAACCAGAAUCAUAUUCCUCUCGGUUCUGGAGACCACAAAAGUGUCUGCCUUUAAAAUGCUGCAACCAUUUGGACUAUCUGAAACUACACAGGCUGCAUUAGCAAAUGGAGUUGCAGGCAUGACAUCGUCACUUUUUGCUCAAUCUGUGUUUGUACCAAUUGAUGUGGUUAGCCAAAAGUUGAUGGUGCAAGGAUACUCAGGACAUGCCCAAUAUAGUGGGGGCAUUGAUGUUGCUCGUAAGAUUUUAAGGUCUGAUGGCAUUCGGGGAUUGUAUCGAGGGUUUGGUCUUUCUGUUGUCACUUAUUCACCUUCUAGCGCAGUGUGGUGGGCAAGUUAUGGUUCAAGCCAACGCUUCAUUUGGAGACACUUGGACCAAGGUGGCAAAUAUGAUGAAGCCAGUCCUAGUGUGCAGAAGAUUAUGUUAGUUCAGGCUGCGGGUGGAAUUAUUGCUGGUGCAACUGCGUCCUGCAUUACGACCCCAUUGGAUACUAUCAAGACACGGUUACAGGUGAUGGGAAAUGAUAACAGAAGCUCUAUAAAACAAGUUGCUAAAGAUUUAAUCAAAGAAGAUGGUUGGAAAGGUCUUUAUAGAGGGUUUGGUCCAAGAUUUUUCAGCAUGUCAGCAUGGGGCACUUCAAUGAUAUUGACUUAUGAGUAUCUGAAACGCUUAUGCACGAAAGAUGAAUAGAUGCAAUUGGUCUGCAAGUUUUCUAGCUUUGUCUUCCAUCAAUUGAUUAUGCCAAGAUUUUGGUGGUAAUUUUGUUGUAGCAUUACACAAUAACUUUAACCCUACACCUUCAACAUUGGAGUUCCUUUUCGACAUUUGUCCAGUCUUGACUCGAGGGUUAAUUCUUCUAUGCUAGCAAAGCUGUAUACUAACAGAUUAUUCUCAAUAAUUGCUGGAUACACUAGGAAAUUAAUAGUUCCAUUCUUUAUGAUUAAUUGGAUUUUUUGUAAUAUUUUUUAGCUUUGCUGUGAAUUAUGUAUCAUGAAAGGGAAGGAAAUAGAUUGCAAUUGAAUGUAAUCUAUUGCAUCGACAUGUGAAGAAUAUAUUCGAAACUAAGAAAUAUUGUUUGUUACAUACAAAUUACAAUCUGGAGAAAUUAUAUUGCAGACGUUUUUGUUUA